This is a messenger RNA of Triticum aestivum (bread wheat), 3486 nucleotides long. RefSeq lists its product as uncharacterized. The transcript is spliced from 4 exons. Bases 311 to 910 code for a protein of 199 amino acids. The record is from RefSeq and is a predicted model, not a curated record. Lineage: Eukaryota; Viridiplantae; Streptophyta; Magnoliopsida; Poales; Poaceae.
AAGACUACCACCAUCUUCCGCCGACCGCCGGCCACCUCCGGCCUGCCUACGCGAGCUCCUCCCGACGGCGCCACCCCCCUCACCUCGACGCGGGAACACUGCCGUGGGAGGAGGAGGAGAUGGAGUUCCUGUACGAUUGUGCCGCCACCGCCACCGCCGUCGUCGCGGACGUGGCGGCCGCGCUCGCGGGCACCGCCGGUAUCCAGGCGUCCUCUCCCUCUGCCGUCGCGUCCAAGAGAGGUACCGGAGCGGCCAGCUGAAGAGGGCUCUAUGCGAGGCUGAAGCCAACGCCUUCAAGGGAGUUCUAGUGAUGCAUUAUACAAGGAGCUAUAUGGCAUAUGCUUGCGCUGGGCCGUUGGUGCUUCGCCAAGGUGAAAGAGUUUACUACUUCCACAUGGACAUAUGGAACAGGAAACCACGCAGACCAGAGGAGAGGAAAUGCAGAUGCGAUGUGUACUUUCGCAAGGAGCAACUUGAAACUGAAGUAGCGAGGCAGGAACCGCGGCCGUGGGGCAGGUGGAGGGGACCUGCUGCCAGGGUCGAAGCUAGGGAAGACCGAGGGGAGUCGAUUAGGAUGGAGCGCAACAGGGUAGGAAGCUAUCCAGAGUCAGCUGCAGGCAUGCCACCUUGGACCACGGGGAGGCCACCACCGUGUAUCCGCCUUGGAGGCCAGGGUCGGAGCUGGAGCCGAGGAGGAUCCAUGAGGAGAGGAUGGCACGCGGCUCUCCCAAUCCAUGGUGUAGCCUGCGCGCACCUCCCAGCCAGCGAGCCGGAGCGGCAACCUAGCACGCCGUGGGAUCUCGGGUGGAGGCUCGAGGGCAACAUUAGGAGGAGAGAUGGAGACCAAAAAGUACACAUGAGAGAAGAACACAACAAGGAGCUACUUAUAGGCAAGCAAAGAAGGACCUAGAACACAAACGUGUGCAAACCUGGAACUACAAACAUGCAAAGGUGGACACAUGCUUGCAUGCAUCAGCCAUGCAGCAGCACACGUAUACCAGCCCAUACAACAGGCCAUGCAGCUAAUAUUUCUUUUUCACAUGAGACAAAAUCAGCCCAUGCGGUCAAACCAUCUUUUCACAUGAGACAAGAUAAGCCCAUGCACCUCUACAGGUAUAGUCCAAGAGAGAAGAGAUCAACCACUUCACGAAAGCCACCGUGCAUACGUGUCGCUCAAUUUGCAGGGGUAAAAAAAAUUCCAAAAAAACCAGAAAAAUCGAACCCUUACGGGACUAGUCUUCUUAGUAUAUGGACAAAAUUAUAAAAUGUCAUCUUAUAUAUUUCGUCCAUGUCUUCAUGCGUUAUUCUAAUGGCCUCAAUUUCUUUAAAUCUUCAUUUGAAGUGUCAUCUUCAUUUCUCAUAUGUUGAUGACACCUCAUGUUUGAUCAUGCUCCAAUGCAUGUCUUUUUUAUACAGUUCUUUUAUUUCUUAAUAAUAGAAAUUUAUAUGCAUAGCCAAAGUAUUUGUCUAUCAUGUUACAACAUUAUAUAUUGUAAAUUCAACUGAACGGAUGGCUCGAAACCACAUGAGCAAAAGACAAAUCAUAAUAUAACUAUAGCCAGUGGUUAAUUUUAAUGAGGUACGACUGAAUUUGUAAUUUUCUGUUCCUCGAAUUGUGAGAUGGAUGAGCUUGUUCAUUAGUCAACGCCCGAGAGAAGGAAAACGCUUUGUGAGAGAGGAAAUGUGAACUGCUGUAAGAAGCAUCGACACCAUCAGCCAUGAUUUACAAUUCGAGGAACAGAAUCCAACUUUUCAGGAAAUACAAAGUCGCAAUUCGAGGAACAGAAAUUUAGCACAAUUCUGAAAUCUAACUUGGAUUUCCUGAAAUGUUCGAUGUGGGCUAUGUCCAUUUAUUUUGUUAUAUAUUUUCAGAUUCAGAAGAGUCUUUGGCAUAGGUUAGGUGGGUGUGCGUGUUGCGCCUGAAUUUUGCAGUCCGGCCGCAACAGAUGCUACUGGUGGCAGUGUUCUGAGAUUCGUCACUGUGAGAGUAACUUCAACAGUAAUAUAUAGUCAAAUCAGCAAAUUUACCUAUGUGACAAUGAGUUAAUGAGGAGAGAGGUAAUUUGAAUAACUUAGCUAGUUACUAUAACAUAACAUAUUUCAAUACAAUAUGAGUCUAUAAUCUACUUAAUAAUGAAGCUUUGCAUGAUAUCACACUUUUGUUAUUAUAACUAUGAAGAUAGUAACAUAGGCUAGGGUCAUGUUAUGUUACCGGUGUAAGAGCAUCUCUAACAGACUCCUUAAAAGAUCCUAACCAUACAUGCAGGCGAUGAUCGCCUAUACAUAUAUUCAACAGUGUUAAAUGCCUGCCAGAUGCCGCUCAACUCAAGAACCACAAUAGUUGGACACCUCAAUCACAAUUAGAUAAAGCUUAGGGCACCAAGUAAAGCAGAAGAUAUCUUGUUAGCUAUUGUGAAAGCUACAUGUAUGCACACUGAAAUUAGUGAUUAGCGAAAUAGAGGAUUCUUCAUUAAUGCCUAUAUUACUUGUUAAUUACACCAGUUCUAGCAAAAACCCAUGAGCAUAUGGAUCACGUACUCAUCAAUCUAUUAUUGAUGCAACUUUGGCAACCUAUUUUGCGGCAUACAAAAUGGCAACUCAUGAUCCACUACUGUAGUGCUACAAGCACUUGGCAUUGCCAAGUUGCACUUUCUGGCUUUGAACAAUAUCUUUCCUAUCCAAGAUAAAGCUUUUGAGCAGCACAAACCAAAUUACUAUCAGAUGCCAGAGCUUAGGGAUGUAAAUGCCGCAAUAAAUGGUGAGCUUGAUAGUUCAUUUUUCCCGGAAAAAAUACUUUAUUGAACUGUUAGACCGAUAAGCAGGACUCGGUUUACAUCCCUACCAGAGCUACCUAAUGGAACAUGAGAGCCACAAGGUGCUAAAUCUCUCUUUGUCAAAGUACUUUGUAGAUUUUAAUUAUUUAUAUGUUUUCAGGAUCUAUUCUUAUAUGCCAAAAACUGGCAAUGCAUAACUUAUUUUAAUGUUUAUAAUUAAUCAGACUUGAAAGUCUUUGCUUCGAUGAUAAGAAAAUCACUGAGCCAAGAAAUGUCAUCAUCAUUAAUCAGACUUAUUUGAUACAUUGUUUCCUUACUACAUAUGGCAUGCUCCAACUUAUUUGAUACGUACAAUAUUUACUUACUGUAUCUGGCAAGGCAACACCUCCCUCUAAGUCACAAGAAGCAAAUGAACAAUUCAAAGUCAGGGUUAAGAUCUUGAACAAAUGCACCAUGUACUGAAUUUGACUUGACAGCAACAAGGCUUCGGAUUAUGACCAGUUCAUUCUUGGGCUGUGGUAAUUCUCAGACUCAGGCUGAUGUCCAUACCAUUGUAGGCGAGAGGUGCGUACAUCCAUGUCUCGUCAGAGCUCAAGACCUGUUCAGAACAAGGGAAUAUCAGAAUAAUACUCCAUGUUUGAAAUAAAUUUCUUGUAUCCUCCUUUUCAAAUCAAAUAGAAAAAAGCACAGAGGAUUAAGCAAUUUCCCCCGU